This is a messenger RNA of Leguminivora glycinivorella, 5831 nucleotides long. RefSeq names its product alpha-catulin (gene alpha-Catr). Gene Ontology annotation, molecular function: actin filament binding. The coding region runs from base 6 to 2255 and encodes 749 amino acids. Lineage: Eukaryota; Metazoa; Arthropoda; Insecta; Lepidoptera; Tortricidae. Gene Ontology annotation, biological process: cell adhesion; Rho protein signal transduction. The record is from RefSeq and is a predicted model, not a curated record. The transcript has 15 exons.
CAGCCAUGGCGGCCGCUGGCCUGCCUGAAUUCGACCUCUCGCAAAUAAAAACGCGCUCCGUAGAACGAACUCUACUACCACUCAUCAAACAGAUUAGUAGUUUGGUGGCGACACGAGCUGACGCGUCCGGCGCUGCAGUGCAGCGGGUGGGCGCAGCCGUGUGCUGCGCGGUCGAGCGCUUCGUGGCCGUGGGAGAGACCAUCGCGGACGACAACCCCGACGUACGCCACAGCAUGGUCCUGGCGUGUAAGGAGGCGCGAGCCGCAGGUCGUGCGAUCGAGCGGGUGUGUGCGGGCGCGGACGGCGCGGGCAUGGUGUCGGCGGCGCGGGCGCUGCUAGCGGCGGUGACGCGCGUGCUGUUGCUCGCCGACAUGGUGGUCGUGCGGCAGCUGCUGCUCGCUAAGGACAAGGUGGCGCGCUCGCUGGACCGCCUCGAGUCGGUCUCCAACUUCGCGGAGUUUGUCCGGGCCUUCACGGAGUUCGGCGGAGGCAUGGUGGAGCUGGCCAGGCUGACGGCGGAGCGGAGAGCGGACCUGAGAGACGAGCGGCGGAGGGCGCAGGUCGCCGCCGCGAGGAACGUGCUGGAACGAUCUACGCUUAUGCUACUUACCUCAUCCAAAACUUGCCUUAGGCACCCCGGGAGUGCCAGCGCGCGGGAGAACCGUGACACCGUGUUCUGCCAAAUGCGGCGAGCCAUGGACCUCAUACAUUAUGUGGUCCGCGACGGGCUGCCCGGUCACGACGACCACUCACAAGAGUGGACCUUGAAUACAUCUAAAAAGGAAAACCAGCAGGCUGCGCAAUGGGAAGCAGGGACGGCGUUAGGCUCGCUCCGGGGGCUGACGUCACAAGUCCGCGCGGCGCGCGCGCGAGGCGGCGCGGACGCACCGCGGAGGCGCGCGCUCGCCUCCACGCUGCGCGCGCUGGUCGAGCGCACGCACGACUUCACAGACUCCGCCUACACGUCGCACAACCACCGGCAGCGGAUACUGGCGCUCGCCGAGCGGAUAGCGUACGAGCUGGAGAGGCUCGUCGCCGUUGCUGUCUCAAUGGAGGAGCAAGGCGCGACGGGCAGCGGCGCGGCGCUAGAGAGUGCGAGCGUGGGCGCUGCGAGCGCGGCGGCCGAGCUCGAGCGAGCGCUUGUGGAGGCGGCGCGGGACCAGGCGCGCGACCUGGGCCCGCUCGCCGACGACGCGAGGAGGCUCGCCUCCGACCUUGCACACAUAGCUAGUUCCUGUGGUGAGAGAGAAUCAGAGAGACUGCACAAUAUAGCCAGCCGGCUCCACGAACAAUUAGAUCACAUAAUAGAGGUAUGCAAAUUACUUAGACACAUAGCAAUGUCGGAGACGUUGCAAGUGAGUGCGAAGUUUGCGGAGAUCAAUCUCAGGAUAUACGGGCCGCAAGUGGUGACGGCUGCGCGGACGUUGGCUGCACACCCAGGUAGUGCAGCGGCGCGGGAGAACCUCGACGUGUUUGUGGACAUGUGGGCGUGGCUACUAUCGGACGCGGCGCGGCUAGCGCGCGAGCUGCUCGACCUCACGGGCGAGCGGCAAGAUAAGCAGCAGUACAGCAGUCUGCCUAGGCCAGGGAAACAUGGAACGACGAGUAAACCGUUAAAAGCGGUUAAAUUAGACUCCGAGGAGCAAGCGAAAAUCGCCAAGUCAGGGCUGGAGAUGAAAAUGAUGUCGUCAGAAAUGGACGCGGAGACUGAGAAGUGGCAGGGGGCUGCUGCCGACGAGAACAACGAUAUUGUGAAGAGGGCGAAAAAUAUGUCUUCCAUGGCCUUCGCUAUGUAUCAGUUUACAAAAGGCGAGGGCCGUUUAAACACUACCCAAGACCUCUUCACGCAAGCGGAGUACUUCGCGGAGGAAGCGAAUAGACUGUAUAAAAUAAUACGACAAUUUUCUUACCAGGUACCAGCAGGUACAACGAAAAAAGAAUUGUUAGAACAACUAGAUAAAGUCCCAACGUACGUGCAGCAGCUACAAUUUACAGUGAAAGAGCCGACGGUGGGCCGCGCAGCCACUUUCAGUAAGGUCGACAACGUCAUCCAGGAAACUAAACACCUUAUGAACGUCAUAAGUAAAGUCGUCACUACAUGUUUCGACUGCGCCAACAAGUACAAGCUGGACUUCACGGGGCUGUCGGCGGGCGAGGCGGCGCGCGGGCGCGGGCCGGCGCGCGAGGAGGAGGCGGCGGGCGGCGGCGGCGGCGACGCCAAGCCGGGGGGCAGCUCGGGCGACACGGCCAUGUGACAGUACGGCAUGGGCCGGCGCGGCAAGGGCGACGCGCGCCGGACCAGGGUCAGCUUCCUCUUGUUUUAAAGACUGCGUCUCUAAAACGAACGUCGCCUACGGUCGGCCGGAUCGCUCUCUUGCGGUCGCAUCGCUCUCGUGACGCGUGAACCGAUGAUCGGAUUUUCAUGUCGGUGAUGAAUAGCGCCACGUAGAUAUCUCCCUCGAAAUUUUACAUUCGCAAUGUUCGUAUUCGUAGUCGUUUUUCGCUAGAUACUAUUUCUAAUACACUCUAUUAUAGUAUUUUCUGAUAUCUUUGAAAUUUAAAGAAUAGAUAAAAAGUCUCUAUUUUGUAAAACGCUUCAACUGGAUCGCUGGAAAUCCGGCCGAGUGAUGAUAGAGAGAAUCGAGUUUAUUAUUAGUCGUACAACGAAAUAUAACGAAGCGAUGCGUCCGUAAUAUUGUUCGUAUCCUGAAAGAUCACAUGGAUCGGCGUCUACUGUCGAUUAAGCCCGGUAGCGCUGUAUGCAUGUGAUUUUACACUCCGACUCUGAAGGCCGUCAACCGUUUCACAGUGUAGUCGAUACGAGCUGUUAUCGCGGCUGUUCGAUGGUUGGUGGCUACACCUAAUAUAAGAUGGACAGUACGAUAAAUUUAAAGUAUAAUACUGAAGUAAGUUUUGGCUAAUCACUUGCGACACACAAGCGCGCCCUCUCGAGGACUUGAGGUCUACUUUCUUCUAGAUAAACUAGGUAGUUAGUACAUAGCGACAAGUAGGUAGCGAGCGCGCGGUCGCGACGCAUUUGGCUGUGCAAAAAUAAUAAUCUACUAAGUAUUGUGUUCUACAGCAAUUUCUAACUGUAUUCGUAGACUAGGGAUCAGGCAUUAAAGAUAUCGACAUUACAUGCAGUUGUUACAAUCGUUACGAAUUUUAUCUUUAUUACUAUUUUGUGAUCGGUAAGAGAAGAGUGAAAUCGUACAAUAAAUACUUGUUAACUACACACUCAUAAAUAAUGUUACACUACCUAGUUAAAUAAAAUACGUACGUAUACAAUAACACAGAAUAAUAAGUACAAAGUAUUUCCUAUUUCUUUAUGUUUCCCUUUCUUAAGCUUCUAUGUACCUACCUUUCUUAUACCUUUUAUCAACCUACUUGUAUUUAAUCUAUGGUCACUUUCCUAUAUAUAUAUUACCUCACACCCCGGAUUGUUUGUCUUUAAGCUAUUUGUCUCUCCUACUUGCACCCUUCUGCACCUUCCGUGGUCCUGUUGCACUUUUUAUUAUUUAUGCACGUUUGGCUUCCUUCAUUACUUUGGCAUCAGAUCAGAAUCAGACGCUAUUCUUAACAUCACGUCAAUGAAUAUUUACAUCUUCAGAACGACACAGCGUCACUCGCAUUCGAUGUUUACGCAUUACUAGAAGUUUCUCUUUCAACGAGUUCGUGUACAUACGUAGGUAUUAGUCCGGUUGAUGUCUUCAAUACUGCGUCGUCCGGAUGGCGACAUUUGCAUGAUUGUGAAAAGGAUCAAAUAGAUGUGUGUUGCAUGUGUGUACGUGAUUAUUGUAUUGAAUGUCGUACUUCAUCUUUCCGACGGGGGAUGUUAAGUAAUAAGAUAAGGGAACUUGACUCUGGUUGCUAACAAGCAGCACCUACGUCGCCGAAACGCAUGGUGUUAUAUAGACCUGGUCUGCGCAGGUGGCAGCACGCGCUGCAUGCUAAGGCACAUAAUACACGUGGACGCAUCUUUGUGCUUGCCAAACCAAUUUACUGCGUGACUUUCAUUCCCAGUAUGCCGUGUGUUCUGUGCCCGAGCUGACACCAUAUCGCCGGCAUGAUGCCACAGACCAUAUCCGCAUUGUCGCUAAUUAUAUUUAAUAUAUCGUUACGGCAAUAAUCAACAUAUCAAUUUAAUUAGAUUUAUCGAUUGUUACCCAAAAACGACGGGGUCGUUAUUUAGUAUUUAGGUAUUUUUGGGGGCUAGAUUACAAUAGCCGGUACCAAAGCGUCAGACUAUUCAUUGGAUAAGUAAUAUAUUUCCUGUAGUAGGUGCUGGCUAUGCUUACAAUAAAUGUGUAUAUAUUUUUGAAGAGCCAUUGCUAAUAGUGCACGAUCGGCCUAUGUUUCGAAGCGUUUAGUUUAGGAUAGGCGUCGAUGUGAUUGUCUCGCCAUAUCACGUUACGAGUGUUGCCAUCUGUCAAUUAUUAUGGAGGGAGUAGUGUACAUGCUUUCUGAUAGCUCUCGCCUCUCCGUGCUCUCACCUGUCCACGGUCUAUAUAACACUUCGCAUGUUUCAUACACCUAUUUUUAGCAUUUACUCUUUAAUUCUACGUGAAUGAUGUCGGCUUUCUAUAAUUUUUAAUUAUAUAAUAGUAGGUACCUAUUAUAUUAUUGUUAAACUGUAACUUAAACGACUACUCUUAAAUCUUAUUGCCUUCAAAAAUAAUUUUACCGUUAUGUACUUACUAGACUCCUGUUAAGAUACUUAAAGCUCUGAAAUUAGGAUAGUGAUAUGCUAACAAUAUUCGAGUUAAUGUAAAGAGCUUGACAAAGCUUUAUAAUAAAGAGUUGUGAAUCGAACUUGUGGCCACGUAUCUAGAUUCAAAGAUUAGUAUAAGGCGAGCCGUACUGCCUGAUGCGACGAUCGGAUGGUUGUCUUUUGUCCUCUAGUUCUAUGUAGCGUCUAACUCAAAAGCAUAGAUGCCUAUGUGCGGUCACAUUUUGUGCACAUUCCAUGAAUGUGCUAUGAGGUUUAUGAUCCCAAUUGUUCUAAACACGAGCGUUUCAAUUGUGUACAGUAACUAACUUUAUACAAGUAUGUUUAUUAGCAUUUCAAGAUUUAAAAAAAAGGACAUUUAAAAAAAAUACGUAGUUAUCUAAAUGCCACUAGCUAUGACACGCUCAGCAUUUAUACAUAUCGAAAUUCGAGCGUGUAUCUUGAGACAUCUAAUACCUAUCUACGUCUAACUGUUGCGGUUAAGUGCUAGAUGGGCAGAGGCAAUUUCUUCAUAUUCGCAUCUGGCCAGUGCCCUCGCGAGCCGCUUUGACUGUUCAGUAAUUACGUACAUAAUAUAAGAGUUCACCGCGAGCCGUGAACUAUGAUAUAGGUAAAUAGUACACUUAGGUAUCCAGCUAGCGACAUUAUAAUAGGUAUCAUACGUGCUAUUACUUCGGAACUAUAGCCAUUAUCGAUAAACUCUACGCCCUCGUAAGUGGAAAUAAUACCAUAGCCAAUCAUGUAAAAAAGAUUGCGUUUUAUUAUCGCAGUAAAUCGCGCUGUGCCCUCUUCUUAUAUCACAGCGCCUUCAAUUUAUUAUGACGAAUGAGCGCAAGUACAUUAAGGGCCACUUGCACCAACGAAAAUGGAGGAUUAACCCGAGGGUUAACCCACCAUUUUAUAUGGAAUUUGACAGUUGACAGCCCACUAACCCUGAGUUAAGUGGUUGGUGCAAGUGGGCCUAAUGUAUUAGACUCAAUCUGGCUAAACUGACGCCAUCUCACAACAACAAUGAAGACGUAACAAUUAUUAUAUUUAGGUACUUGGCGCUGGUAUUAAACAAAAUAUACCUAAUGAAGUGACCAAAUUCACCACGGCAAUC